GUCUCACUCGCACUAAAUUUCUCGUCUCCCUUCACACCAAUGGCGUCUCCAGCCAGCGGCGGAGUCAGGGCUUCGGUCGGCGGGAGGAAGGAUUCGACCCCGCCUUACGUGAGGGCGAUAUCCGGGUCGUUUGGUGGCAUCGUUGAGGCGUGCUGCCUCCAGCCGAUCGACGUGAUCAAAACAAGGCUACAGCUGGAUCAAAGCGGCGCGUACCGCGGUAUCGCCAACUGCGGGAGAACAGUGGUACGGACGGAGGGCGUUCGCGCGCUUUGGAAAGGCUUGACCCCCUUCGCCACCCAUCUUACUCUCAAGUACGCUCUCCGGAUGGGCUCCAACGCCCUUUUCCAGUCCGCGUUCAAGGAUUCGGCUACGGGAGACUUAUCCCAACGCGGCCGCUUGAUGUCCGGUUUUGGCGCCGGUGUUCUUGAGGCCCUUGUCAUUGUCACCCCCUUUGAGGCAAGUCCCCCUCCCCUCAAUGUUUUUUAUACUUGUGUUCUUGUUUCUGCCUUCUGCCAUGAUUAGGGAAAUUUUUUUCCU
This is a messenger RNA of Dendrobium catenatum, 537 nucleotides long. Its product is annotated as mitochondrial succinate-fumarate transporter 1. Gene Ontology annotation, biological process: fumarate transport; succinate transport. The transcript has a single exon. Lineage: Eukaryota; Viridiplantae; Streptophyta; Magnoliopsida; Asparagales; Orchidaceae. The coding region runs from base 40 to 522 and encodes 160 amino acids. The record is from RefSeq and is a predicted model, not a curated record.